Messenger RNA from Epinephelus moara (kelp grouper), 5826 nucleotides. RefSeq lists its product as uncharacterized. Bases 403 to 2217 code for a protein of 604 amino acids. The transcript is spliced from 8 exons. Lineage: Eukaryota; Metazoa; Chordata; Actinopteri; Perciformes; Serranidae. The record is from RefSeq and is a predicted model, not a curated record.
UGAAGGAGCUGUCCAUUCAGCACCACUAAAAGCCUCAUGUGACCCUUUGGGCAAAACAAUAAAUAAAUAAAUGCACUGCUGAUAAUUCAUCAAGGAACAGCUGCUUUUCACUGGGAGUCACAGCUCCGUGUGUCAAAUAAAUCCUGCAGAUCUGAGGCACUUGGUGGCAGCUGCACUUGUGAAGCAGGCGGACAUACGUAGAGAAGACUGAGACUUUGAGUCAGUGACGCCGAGCUGCACAACAACAAGCCUCUCCUUCAGCUUCCACACUUGACUACAUCCUCAAUUCGUACUCGAGCGAGCUGCAUUUUUUUCUUUGCACGCUGCAAAGAGAAGCUCUGCGUCCUCCAGGCACCGCGAUCCGUCAUGAACUCUGGAAGCAGGCACUGAGACGAGACAGAGAUGCUGAUGUCUGGGACGCUCCAUCGCCUCCUCCUGGCUGGGACCUGUCUCUGUGUCUGCGGGACCCCUGUCCGCCUCCUCAACUUCACCCCCACGCAGGACUGUGACGGGCAGUGCGCCAGCUCAGGAGCAACUGUCGGGUCAACGCACCCUACAGAUGUAAAGUCUGAACCCUCAGAUGCAGAACAUGAUGUGACUGGCCUGAUAUUGAAUGUAGGUGCGGGAGGAGGGGCUGGCCCACAUGGACGACCUGAGGGGAUAGCUCCAGUGACGCAGACGGAAAACGGGGACAGCCUUGAUGGAAGAUCUGGGCCGAGCGAGGCUGGUGGAGAGGCAUGGAGCCAAAGGAGCGGGGGAAAGAAGGUCGGGAGCACAUCUGAGAUGGGCGACGCUCAAAGUCAGUCAGAGACAGCUUCGUCUGUUGAUCCAGAAGGUAUAAAGGAGGACGUACCUGCCAUCAGCCAGCCAACAGGUGGGAGAAGACACUUGGACCUGGCCCUGAGCACCACAAGGUUGACGCCAGAUGGAUUUGUCGCCUCCUCCACAGCACCACAGCUGAGCAUCUCCACCAGGGAGGGAGAAGACCAAGGUGGAAUGAAGCUACCUGGUUAUAGUGAUUCUCUUCAGGAUAGAGACCCAGAAGCAAUCUCUACAGAACCUCCAAAUCCUGGAGCACAGAUCCAGAAACUGACCUCCCACAUCCCUCCCUUGUUCUUCAUCUCACCGCGGACCUCCACACACUUGUCGAUUUGGGGCCAUGAUGGAUCUACCUCCCUCCCAGAUCCCUUGUUACCUGAGAUCGGACCAAACCUGAUGCCCAGAGAGGAUGGACCUGAGAGCCUGUGGACUGAAGCGGCGAGGCCCAGUGGAGUGGACACCGUGGUCCCACCAUCUCAGGAUGAAGCCACGGAGAGCACCAUGUCAUCAGAGGCGCUCCCUCUCAUCUUCGAGCCUUUUGAAGAUGUCACACCAGAGGGGGCAGCAGCAGAGGCAGUGGCGGCGGUCACGCUGGUGCCCGGCAGUGCUCAGCCUCCUGCUGCCAUGGCAACCGGAGGAAUGCCUCAGUCAGAGGUGGACCUGGACCAGCUGGUCACCGUGGAGACAGACAGCGACGGUCCCUCGCAUGCCCCACCCCUGCUGAUGCCAGACUGGACGUCACCUUGGCAGACGUCCGGCGGGGAGCUGCUGGAGCCAAUCGGCUCAUCGGGUCCGUCUGUUUCACAGCGGCAAGCCGGAACUGAGGUGGAGGAUCACUCUGAGAGAGGUGCUGCGAGGACACUGAACCUUGAAGAGAACUUGCCCACCACCGGCCCCUCCUUCUCAUCCUUCCACCGUGCUAUGACAACGGUAACCAUGGCAACCCAUCAUCUGGUGCACAAAUCCAGAUCGGGGUUGGAGGAGAUGGAGUCUGAGGAGGAGCCCGAUGAAGACGAGGACGAUGAGAACUCUGAGGAAUCAGUGGAGGAUGAGAGUGAGGAGGACCUGACAGAAACACCCAAAACAUCCUCAACGCAGCCUCCGUACAGCCUCAUCCCUCCACCUCCUGUCUGGGUUCAACGCAACCAGGGGCUGAUGCGGAGCUGGGUAGAGCUGAUCAGAGAAAAGGCGGGUUAUGUGUCUGGGAUGUUGGCCCCUGUGGGCAUCGGCAUCACUGGGGCCCUGCUUAUCGUCGGCGCCCUCUACAGCAUCAGGAUGAUUCACCGCAAGAGGAGGAACAGCUUCAAACACCAGAGGAGGAAGCAACCUCGAGAGCCCGGGACCAGCCGCCAGGAUCAGGCCAUGCUGCUGGCCGACAGCUCCGAGGAUGAGUUCUGACGAGUCCCUUCUGGGCUCCUUUCGUCUGCGACCAAUGGCUGAUGCUCCUGUAAAGGAGGCUUGGCAAACACCCCCAUCGCUAUGACUACCGCAUCUCCAAUCACCCUGGGCUGUUUGGCUAUGACUCAUCUGAUCCACAGAGAGUGACUGGGUAUAGGCCACAAUUUGCACAGGCUGCACAAAGGUCAGCUUUGUAUUCCCCCCUUUCUAAAAGUACCAAUGUGAGCACUUUUCUGAAUGUUGUCAGGUGAUGUUGACUCUAAUGGCUUGGUGGGGCUGGCGCGAUGCACUCUGACAUAAAAAAAUAAUAUUGCUGCUUGUAAAAAAAGAAAUGCAUUAGCAGGGUAUUGGCAGGAUGAAAGUGUUGCUGGUAAAUUGAGGUCGAGUUGAGGGGAAAGUGUCGACCAGCCGGUUUUCUGUCAAGUAAUAAAAAAAGGGCUGUAGAAAAGUUACAUGACAUAAACGAUAACGAUGUAAAUAUAUGUACUGUACGUAGCUGACUUGGUGUCAGUCGUUUUAGUGUAAAUAAAGUUUUAUUUCUUGCUACACAGCUAGGAUAUUUAAAGGAAGUGUUCAACAUUGUGAAAAAUAUGCAUAUUUGCUUUGAUGCAUAUCCAGAUCAGCGCGUUAGCUGGGGCUAGCAGCUGGUUAGCUUCACUUAGCAUAAAGACUGGAGGGUGAACAGCUAGCUUCGCUCCCUCCAAAGGUAGAGACUUGCCUACCAGCAGCUCUAUAACUUUCGAAUGAACACAUUUGUUUAGCCUAUACAAGAAAUGUGUAAAAAAAAAACAAUGUCAAUCCGCUGUUUUACUGGUCAUGUUUCAAACUAUUAUUUGGCUCCACUGGCUACCUUAGAAAUGCUAACUGCUAGCAGUUUCCCCGUUUCCAGUCUUCAUGCUUAGCUAAGCUAAGCUAAGCUACCAAUCUCCUGGCUGCAACAUUAGCUUCAUAUUUAACAGACACGAGAGUCGAGAGUGGUGGUCCAGUUUCUCAUCUAACUCCCAGCAAGACUCUGAAUAGAGAAUCUGAAGUUGACAUUACACCCUGUUAAAUUUUUGGAAUGGGGGCGCCAUCUUGUGAGGUAGAUUUGGUAAGGCCCAGACACACCAAUCCAACAUCAAAGCAAUAGUACUGACGAAGGCCGACUGGUGCGUUGCCUCCUGAUGUCUGUGUCUCACCUAAAAAGUUGCACAUUAACACACUCCAAUGCUACAGUCAACCAGCACGUUUGUUCUGCACCUGCAUGAAAGGAAAUAACUCUCCAUACCAGCAGGUAACGAAAGUCUGUAUUCAUCACUGAUAAAGCGAGACCAGAAGACCGACAGGACAGGAGAACAAAGCAUAUUUUCUGCUUCUGCUAAAGAGCUCAAUGUCUAAAACAAAAAUCUUACGAUCUCACGCCAUCUUGAUUUUAGUAGGUUGUUUGUUUUUGUUAUUUCUGUUUCUCUUUUCAUUUUCUGUCGGGCUGUGACGCCAAAAAAAGCAGGCUUGAGACAGUGGUGCGGGACACACCGCAAAUAGGAGGGCGACAGAUGCUCACCGACAAUCCAACAUUGACCAACGGACGACCAAUGGCUUGGUUUGUCAGGGCCCUUACCUGCACCUGCCAUGGUGGUCACGCAACAGUAUUUGGGGGUACUACAUGACUCAUGGGUGAGGUGGGCACCCCGUGCAUAGGAGUGGCGUCCUUGCUGCGGUGGCCAUGGGUUCAGCUCCAGCUUGUGGCUCUUUGCUGCAUGGCGCCCCCUCUCUCCCCUUUCACACCUCACUGUCAAGGCAAAAAGCCCCAAAAAAUGAAAAUGUUGACACUGGAUUACAGACCCCGUUCCACUACCUCCCCUCACAUAUCCAGACAAUGUAAACAAUCUUGCUUUUAGACUGAGUGAGUACACUUUGGUAACAGAGAUAACAGUUUGUAGCUCUCAAGAUGGUGCCGCUGUCCCGCACAACGUGGUGUACAUCCUAUAGAUGCACAGAGCAAAAAAAAAGAUAUGUUAGGGGCAAGAAGUGCAACCCAACUACCAGAAAAAUAUUGCAUUGUACCUUUUUGCAAACCAUGGAUAAGUUACAUUUGUACAUCAUUUUGUAAUGGAUACAUUGUGUGUGUGUGGUCAGGUGUAGGCAAAAGAAAUCACUUGGUUAUGGAUAGGAUGAGAUGGCUUCAAACACUUAAAACUAAAAAACGUAAAAAACUCCCAGUUUUGGUGGCUCAAAUGGCACUGGGAAAUGCAGCAAUGUGCCACUAAAAACACCAAGGUUCGGCGCCACAAACCCUGGUUGAACGGCAUAAAACAACUGGUGGUGUUGGUCUGGAACAGCAGUCUACAAUUUGACAGGCGUCUCCCUUAGGUGUCACACCAUCCACCGUUCCCUCCAACGCAUGAUCACAAAUGUCAACAUUAGACACCUUGAUAUGAUACUUGAUAUGAAACCUGCGGGUGUACUGUGGCGUGGUUUGCAGAAAUGUACAACGCCAACAUUUUUUCUGGUGACUGGGCUGGAGAGUGACAGGAAAGUGACAUGAACACAUUAGGAGGGUUAAUGAGUGCAAACAGUGUUAAAGUGGGGAACACAGGACCCUCAAAAUAACGGCUAAGUGUUAGGUAUACGGAUUUUGUUAUCUGGAGGGAGCCAUGCUAGCUGUUUCCCUCCGUUUCCUGUCUUUAUGCUAAGCUAAGCUAAGCUAAGUGUCUCCUGGCUGCAGCAUUAGCUUCAUGGUCUCUUCUCGUUUAACUCUUGGUAAGAAACGGAAUGAGCAAGUUUCUCAAAAUGCUGAACUACUUUCCUAAAGUAAGAGUCCCACACAUUUCAGAAACCUUCACAUACGAUUCAUUUGAAUUAACGCUUUGUUUAAAUGUGAAUUUUGUGUAAAUGUAAAUGUUUUAUUCAAACGCAUUUGAGACGCUCAUACAAAAUACCAUAAUCCUACAAAAGUAUGUAGCAUAAAACAGAUUUUGAUGUACAAUAUAACUCUGGUAUGAAUUCAUUAUUUUGCUAAAUCUUACUUUUGUUUUUUAAGUGCAUGACUAUCAAGUCAGUUCAUACGUGGACCUGUUGCAGAGACUUCCCUCUAAUGAAUGAAGUGUUUCUGUUGGCUGGAUAAGCACAAACAUUGAAGACACUGGGGCAGAAGUUCAUAUUUUCACAAGUUUUUUUUCCCUACCAGCUCAUUUUUUGCACAAUAGUGGUUCUGUGUUUUAAUCUGGUUCAGAUAAGGACAGAUAACGGAGACGCUCUGGCUGACACAUCCGGCCUGGGAAUGUCACAUUGCUGAGCUGCAAUGAAAUGUAGUAAAAUCAAGUCCUUAAGGUUUUAAUAAAAAGAGGAAUCAUUUAAUAAAAACUCAUCUUCUGUAGGUCAGACAGAAAAGAAACAUUUGAACAUAUGAGCCAUGUUUGUGACACCAAUGACGAUAACAUAGAGUCUUGUCUUUAGUUCAAAGAAAAUAUAUUUUCUGUAACUUGAUGAGCCAUCUGAUAUGCUUAAUGUACAACUGCCUGUUUAUAUGCAAUAAUACUGUUCUAGGGUCAGUGUGAUGUAAAAUAGUGGACACUUUUUGUCUCUUUAUGUAGAUAUGAUGUGAUCAAAUAAACAAUUCUUUUAGAUGUC